Molecule: messenger RNA, 1968 nt
Organism: Octodon degus (degu)
Lineage: Eukaryota; Metazoa; Chordata; Mammalia; Rodentia; Octodontidae
Gene: Stard3
Product: StAR related lipid transfer domain containing 3
Exons: 15
Coding region: 114-1565 (483 amino acids)
Cellular component (GO): late endosome
Molecular function (GO): cholesterol binding; cholesterol transfer activity
Source: RefSeq, a predicted model, not a curated record
UGAGCCAGAGUCCUGAGGGGCCAGGCCAGCUGGAGGGGGCAGGGGACACUGUCAAGGAGGUGACAUGUGAACUAGAGGGUUUGAGUUCCCCCAGUAGGAGGAAGAAGCUCCGGAUGAGGAAGCAGGCCGGGGAAACCCAGAAGGGGCUGCUGUCGCCACUGUGUCCUGGGCUGGCAUGGGCCCUGCCGCUGAGGCCCCAGGUCCCCACCCAGCACGGGGCCACCAGGAUGAGCAAACUGCCUGGGGAGCUGGCCCCGGACCUGGAGCGCAGCCUGCCAGCCAUGGCGUCCCUGAGCGCGUCGCUGUCCCACAGCCAGAGCCUCUCACACCUCCUCCCGGCAACCCCAGAGAAGACCCGGGCCAUCUCCGAUGUCCGCCGCACCUUCUGCCUCUUUGUCACCUUUGACCUGCUGUUCAUCUCCCUGCUCUGGAUCAUUGAGCUGAACACCAACACGGGCAUCCGCAGGAACCUGGAACAGGAGAUCAUCCACUACCGCUUCAAAACCUCCUUCUUCGACAUCUUUGUCCUGGCCUUCUUCCGCUUCUCUGGGCUGCUACUGGGCUAUGCGGUGCUGCGGCUGCGGCACUGGUGUGUUAUCGCGGUCACCACGCUAGUGUCCAGCGCCUUCCUCAUUGUCAAGGUCAUCCUCUCUGAGCUGCUAAGCAAAGGGGCCUUUGGAUACCUGCUCCCCAUCGUGUCUUUCGUCCUCGCGUGGGUGGAGACCUGGUUCCUUGACUUCAAGGUCCUGCCACAGGAGGCAGAGGAGGAGCGAUGGUACCGGGCAGCCCAGGCUGCUGCAGCCCGAGGCCCGCCGCUGUUCUCUGGGGCGCUCUCCGAGGGCCAGUUCUAUUCACCCCCAGAAUCCUUUGCAGGGUCUGAUGAUGAAUCAGACGAGGAAGUCACAGGGAAGAGAAGCUUCUCAGCCCAGGAGCGGGAGUACAUCCGCCAGGGUAGGGAGGCUACAGCCGUGGUGGACCAGAUCUUGGCCCAAGAGGAGAACUGGAAGUUCGAGAAGAAUAACGAGUACGGAGACACUGUGUCCACCAUAGAGGUCCCCUAUCACGGCAAGACCUUUAUCCUGAAGACCUUCCUGCCCUGUCCGGCGGAGCUGGUGUACCAGGAAGUCAUCCUGCAACCUGAGCGGAUGGCGCUGUGGAACAGGACGGUGACCGCCUGCCAGAUCCUGCAGCGGAUAGAAGACAACACCCUGGUCUCCUAUGAUGUGUCGGCAGGCGCUGCAGGUGGUGUGGUCUCCCCCAGGGACUUUGUGAAUGUCCGGCGUAUCGAGCGGCGCAGAGACCGGUACCUGUCCUCGGGCAUCGCCACCACACACUGUGCCAAGCCCCCGACGCACAAAUACGUCCGAGGGGAGAACGGGCCUGGGGGCUUCGUCGUGCUCAAGGCGGCUGGAAACCCCCGCACCUGCACCUUCAUCUGGAUUCUGAACACCGACCUCAAGGGCCGCCUGCCGCGGUACCUCAUCCACCAGAGCCUGGCAGCCACCAUGUUCGAGUUCGCCUUUCACCUGCGGCAGCGCGUUGGGGAGCUGGGGGCCCGGGUAUGACCGCCUUGUGGAUGGGGUCGCCACGGACCCUGGAGCCCAAGAGGGGACUGGCCCUGACCGUGGGCAGCACCUUGAUCCCAACCGCUGCCCUCGGCCCGCUGAGCCACACUGUUGGGCAGGGCCAGGGCACUUGGACAGGAGGAAGUGGGGUUCAUGCUGAUGCCGCGCUGCGUCCCCACCUUGCCAGGAUCAGGGACAGAGGCGCAGAGAGAUCAGGAUGCCACAGCCAGACUCAGCAGGGUCUGCCCACUGUCUCUUGCUGGCUUUUUCAGCCACUUGCUGGGUCUUAGACCUCGGACCUUUCGCACUGUGGGGGCACGGGAGGGGGCAAGGCCUCCCCUACUCCAGGGCCUCCUGGGAUCCUUGUCAUGUGAGCCAAUUAAAGACAUGAAUUCAAAAGCAA